This is a messenger RNA of Acanthaster planci (crown-of-thorns starfish), 2351 nucleotides long. RefSeq lists its product as uncharacterized. The record is from RefSeq and is a predicted model, not a curated record. Lineage: Eukaryota; Metazoa; Echinodermata; Asteroidea; Valvatida; Acanthasteridae.
UUCUCUCAAACUGCAACUUCCUGUUAUCUUCCUUCAUAGUCAUACUGCAUGCAGUGCGUGUAUCUUUCUCCGGUCCAACGAUCUGGCUAUAAUCAUGGAGGAAUAAAACACCUCCUCUGUGUCCUCCAUGCUUUAAUUUGCUACACACUGAAAAACCUAGGCAAUGGCGGCUCUAGAUGAGCCACUGUCCAAGAAGAAACAUGACCAACAAGCAAUCCAAAGGCUUUUCCUUUCGUUGGUGCCUCAUUUACUCGAGGUCGAACACCAGACGAGUAAUGCGAGUUUCAGCACAGAUUUUCACGAGCGAAACGCAAGACGACAACGGAGUGAAAGGCAAAUUCGCAGAAGGCUUCAAUCUCGAGUCAGCAAAAUGCGAUCAAUGUACAUCCCAUUUAAGCUGACCAAUGGAUUAACACUAACAGCUGGUGAUGAUCUCACCGCUGAAAGACGAGUGUGGGCGAGGGAAAGGAGCAGUAUGUGGUGGGAUGUUGUAGUCAAAGAUCACUGGACUGACCAAGACUGGAUAGAAAACUUCAGAAUGACCAAAGCCACUUUCACAUACAUCUGUGAGAAGGUGCGUGAUAAGAUAACAUACCACAACACUAACAUGCGCCGGGCAUUGCCAGUGGAGCAGAGACUAGCAAUCACAAUAUGGAGGCUUGCUACCAACUGUGGAUACCGCAUCAUAGGCGAUUUGUUUGGUGUUGGUGUAUCUACGGUUUGCACGAUCAUACAGCAGACAUGCAAGGCGCUAGCAUCAUCUAUGCAACAAGAGUUUCUGGUUUUACCCACCAAAGAGAAGCUUCAGGCAAUCGUUGAUGGGUUCAUGAAUGACUACGGUUUCCCUCAAAUGGGUGGUUGCAUUGGCACUUGUUACAUUCCAAUCAAGCGACCAGAUUCAAACAAUGCUCAGGAGUACAUAACUGCCGAGGGUAAUCCUGCUGUCAUUCUUCAGGGAAUAGUGGAUAACAAGGGGCAGUUCUUAGAUGUCAGUGCUGGCUGGCCUGGAUCAACAUCAGAAGUACAGAUUCUACAACAAUCCCACUUUUAUGAAUCAGUACGCAAUGGAACGUUAUUUCAAGCCAGUUCACUGGAAAUUGAAGGGGAAAGCGUGCCUGUCGUGUUACUGGGAGGAGUUGGAUACCCACUGCAGAAAAAUUUGAUGAAACCAUUCGACGUGGAAGGAAGUGCUUUAACGGAUUCACAGCAUGUGUUCAACCAACAGAUGAAUCGAGGGCUUUCAGUAGCAGCUAUUGCUUUUGAGCGCCUCAAGAGACGGUGGCAUGUCCUUCAGGAAAAGAAUGAGAACAAAGUAGUAUUUAUUCCAGACAUCGUUGCCACAUGCUGCAUUCUGCACAACCUGUGUGAACAGCGUGGUGAACCAUCACCUAUACCCCCUCAGGAACCACAACAAGGUCGUCCGUUAAUUCUUCCCUGCCAAGAGAGUGACCCCAGUGCUGAAAGAACCCGCCAUGCACUUGCUUCUUACUUCCUUAAAAGACUAGGGAAUAUGCAACAUCUUUAAAGCUUGUUCAUAAAUGUUGGCAUCAUACGCGUUUCAGUACAUCCUGUACCACUGAAUGAGAGCCCAAUGCCUAAAUUCACCACUCAGGACUACAGAGACAUCCCGUUUCAGUGGUCUUUCCGAUGCUACGUCAAACAGGUGGGCGUGGUUGUAGCAACGAUGGCAUAUAAUACAAACUGGAUGGCUAGUUUAAACGUAAUGCUAGAGACUGUCUUCAUAGGGAGUUUGUAUGGAGUCAAAGUGUGGCAGAAGUUAUAUUUAUACUAUGGUUUGGGCCAUGCAGUUGCACAUAUUGACUAAAGUAUGGGAUGAUGGUUAAUUGAAAGUUUUAUUCCCAAUAAAGAGUUGGACAUUUUAAUUGAUUUGUAGUCUAUAGCACUUUGAUUCAUAAACUAAACAAAAAGUUAAUACAGUGGGGUGUGAGAAUUAAGCUUUUUAGCUGAUUUCAGCUUUUGUUUUUUAGAUGUGGAGCCCAAAUUUCAGCUUUUUUGGUAUACCUAGUGUAUACAAAAGUAUUGAAACUGUUAACAUUUCAGCUUUGAUUUUUAGCUGGCCACUCACACCCUGGAGACAGAGCGUUUCAUUUGAAUUGCCAUUAGGCCCAAAAAUGAACAACAGUAAACCAAGACAAAGACAUUGGAAUGAACUUGUAUUGAGGUGUGCAGUAAAUGAGACCCAUCUUGACAACAUUGUGUCAUUAUUACAGGGCCAAAGGAAGGCACUUUCGUAAGGUUUUCCUCAAAAGAAGCCAUGAUUUUGUGAAUUUGUACCAUUUACAUGUAUGUGAGUUAGUGCAGUUUGUAAAUAAAUAACGCACACUGUUAAA